Boleophthalmus pectinirostris (great blue-spotted mudskipper) is the source of this 1357-nucleotide messenger RNA. RefSeq names its product transmembrane protein 44 (gene tmem44). The record is from RefSeq and is a predicted model, not a curated record. Bases 129 to 1304 code for a protein of 391 amino acids. The transcript has 10 exons. Lineage: Eukaryota; Metazoa; Chordata; Actinopteri; Gobiiformes; Gobiidae.
AGACGCUAGAGCAGGUGAGUGAGCUCCUCCCUCCAUGCCUUUGCCAUCGCGACUUCUUUGCUCUCAUCCACCGAAUUUUUCCGCACAUCUGGCCUUGUAGUGAAGAAUGAUCCUUUAGAGUUUUUGACAUGCAUUCAUUAUCAACUUUUUGGGAAGAUUCCAUCACCUGUUUCACCGAGGAAAUAGGAGGCAAACUCUGUGGCGUUAUAUCUCUUGGCACCAUUUCGGGGUUGCUGCUUCUGCUGGCACACGCUGCGUUAGGCUAUGAGAGAUGCAGAUAUCAAGCGGAAAGUGGGAGAGAAGCCACGACGUCCCUUUAUUGCCUCCUGGGGAACAGUUGUAGCACAAUUGGAGCCAUUCUAUCCAGGCAGCUCCAUGUUCAGGUUAUUUUGGCGGCUUUUUCUGCUAUAAUAGAUGCGGUGUCUUUUGUCACUCUGUGCAUACCAAUAUGUUUGUGUAGGAACUCAAAAGCAGGACGGAGGAUGAGAGCGAGACGAAGAAGACAGCAUCUCUUUGGGAUCUGUGUUUUGUUUAUGAUCACUGGAGGAUUUUUCAAAGUUGGACUGAGUAAUAAUGAAAUAGACAACACUCUUCGACAGAGGAGACUUUUACAGAUCAUAAUGGAAGACAACUCUGAUAUAGUUGGAUAUGUCCUUGGAAUCCUAUCUUUGGUAAUAGCAUACACAUCUAGAUUUCCUGCACUCUACAGAACAUGCACAAAGCGACUGAUGACAAGAGCUCAGCUGCUAUCAGCUGUGCUGUGCUGCCUGGCUGGUACAUGCUAUGCCACUGCCUUACUCCUUUAUGACACCAGCAAUGCAUUUAUCUGCAGGACAUUACCAUGGUUGCUGUCAGGUGUUUUGUGUGCCAUCAUGGACCUUCUUAUGAUAUUUAUUCAUUUGUGCAAAAAACAAAAUCCUGUGGUGUUCUCUCCAGACACAGUUAGUCUUCUGGGAAAGUCAACCAUUGCUGUUAAAGAGAAGCCCAAUGAAGAGAGAAUUCACUCAAUUCCACAGAUUAAAAAAAAUGCUGAGAAGUUGACUGGAACAGACUGUUACUUGCAUGUGAACUGUCCAUCUGAUAGGAAAAGCCCUAUUCAGUUACACUUGUCCAGAACAGUGAAAAAGGAGGGAAUCCAAAACAAAGAUGAAAAGUGUUUCUGUUCAUCUGACACAUCAUUUGACUCCUCUGUUAUCAGCUCAGACCUAGAGUGGGAUUUUGAAGAGGCAAAUAUCCAAUGGUGUAAACCAGCAGCAGUAAAACUCAAGGUUGACGAGUGGCAAAGCAUCUCUUUAACAAACUAACAUUAGGCAGACAACAAAUCACUAAGUAAAUAAAAAGAGUUGAUAAAAAUGUA